Messenger RNA from Cuscuta epithymum, 2144 nucleotides. NCBI's taxonomy places the organism in Eukaryota, Viridiplantae, Streptophyta, Magnoliopsida, Solanales, Convolvulaceae. The record is from the annotation of a GenBank genome assembly.
ACAAACUUCAAAAUGAAAUCAAAAAAUAACUCCAAAGUCUAACUCAUAAAGCGAUAAACUGAAAAUGAAUUACUUCUAAAUAUUUUUAAAAACUACUACGUACAAAGGGUGAAACAAAUAAGAGGCAAUUCCAUAAUAAAAUUAUGUGUGAACAUACAUUUUUCUCAAAAGUGAGACAAACGAGUGUACAAAAAGAUGUAUACAAAAAUGUGUAUUUUACUGUGGGUUGAGUGCAAAAACACUAGAUUUCCUUGACCCACCUGCCCCGUGCCACACCGACAAACCAAGGCCAAGCGAUAGAAACAAACAACUCAUGGAGUUUCGAGAGACACCUCACUACUCCUUCCUUGCUGCUCUACUUCAUCCAUCCGUCAGCAAUACCACAAUCAGUCCAGAAAAACUCUCCAGAUCACCAUGCCCAAGAAGCGAAAAGAUGCCAAGAAAAAGAAGGGAUCGAAAGUUAAGGGGGCCUCCUCCCACAUGCCCAGCUCCGCAAAUCAACCCAAAAACACUGGGGAAGAGGAUUUGGGGAAUGAUCACAAUGAAACAGAUAGUGAUGGAGGGGAGGGUUGUUCCCGUGCAUCUCAAGAAGGUAAUAUCAUGGAGGUAGAAGAAGAUAGUAGUUUAUUGGUUGUGCAAUCCAGUGAGGUGUCGCCAAUUAAAGGCGAUGAGCAAUUGGGAGAGGAAGUUUAUGUUCAAGUUGAAAGCUCAUUGAAGAGCUCAAGGAGUAGUAGCAGUUCUAGUUGUGAUGAAGCUGAUGAUGACGGUGAUGGUUGUGCGAACAAAAACAAAAGCAUAGAAGCUAAUUAUCCUCCUGAUGUUGUUUUGGGUAAAGAAGUUGGUUUAGUUGAACAUUGUGAUUCCGAUGUAGCGACUGCGAUGACCAUUGAGACUGAGCUUAUAAAUAGUGUUGAAGAAACGAAGAAGUUGCGUGUAGAUAAUGAUGAUGCUGUUCAAUUUGAAAGUUCAUUGAAGAGGUCAAAGAGUAGUAACAGUUCUGGUUGUGAUGAUGCUGAUGAUGAUGAAGUCAACAAAAACAAUAGCAUAGUAGCUAAUUAUCCUCCUGGCGUUGGUUUGGUUAAAGAAGUUGGCUUAGUUGAACAUUGUGAUUCCGAUGUGGGGGCUGAGAUAACCAUUGAAUCUGAUCUCAUUAAUAAUGCUGAAGAUAAUGAUGAUGGUGUUUCAAUGUCGGAAGUUAUGGCGGAGAUAGGAUCACCAAUAAAUGAGGGGAUUGAAGAAGCUGUCAAAGAUUCUGAUGUGGCGGCUGUGAUAACCAUCGAAUCUGGGCUUAUUAAUAAUGUUGAAGAAAUGAAGAACUUGUGUGUAGAUAAUGAUGAUGGUGCUUCUGUGUCGGAAGUUAUGGCGGAGAUGGGAUCACCAAUUAAGGAGGGGAUUGAAGAAGCUGUCAAAGAUUCUGCAACUCAAGAAAAUGGAGUGCAAUCGAUUCCACCACCAUCACCACCACAUGAUCAUAUUCCCAGCAUUAUAAGUAAUGGGACUGAUGCGGUCAAAAUAUCUGAUGUUCUUCACUUCUCUGAUACUCAGCUUCUGGUGGCGGGUUCAGGUGUACAAGUGCAACCACGAGAGAGAACAUCAUGGAAGACUUGCUGUGGACUGUUUGAGCUAUUCACAGGAUCCAAUAGAUAAUUUCAGGUGGAGUGGAGUCGUGAAGAGCGAUGAUCAUGUAUGCUUUACUUUCAUAUACCAGCCAAAAUAAGAUAAAGAGAGCGAGAGAUGAUUAUACAAACUUUUGUUUACAUAAAAUGCAACCUUGGAGACUUUCCUAAUUUGAAAAUGCAACAUCGAACUAGUCUCUUCUGUAUUGAGGGUACUAACGCACUGAGUCAAUCUUGGAACAUCGUGAGUGUAAGUUUAGCUCGAUUUGGUAAAAGGGGCGUCCGGGUUAGAUUUCAAACUUCGAAGCUUGAUAAGCUUUAUACAUGAGGGCAAUGAGGCUCGGGUUCCAUUUGAGGGCUUGAUAUUUGAUUUACUACUUUCAUAAUCACAUUUAGAUUUAGAAAAUUAUAUACUAAAGAAGUUUAAACUUCUAUGUAUAUGUGUAAUACACUAAUAUAUCCGUAUAUGCGUGAUACGCAGUAUAAUUUAGGAAAAAUUGAUAGUAAUAAUCCCAACUAUUGGCGGUC